AUGACUUUCAAUCCUGACUAUGCUUGUUGUGAUGAAUCAAGUGACUCUGAAGCAGAAGUUUACGCGAGACCGCAAUACCUGCGCAAAGAUCGACAACCGGGGAGAGCAAGCGCACAAGACUUUCAAUCUAUGCAUAGAACCAAGGCUAAUGAGGACUUUUUUGACCUAGCGGACCUUGCCAUGACAGAGAAGCUUUUGAAAAUUCAACCUAGGAAAAUCAAAUAUGUUGUCGAUCCGGCUAUGCGUCAAGACGGAAUCAUAAAAGAGAAACCUCAAAUGAAUUCAGCAAAUGAGAAAGCUUUUGAGAGUUGCGAAAAAUCGUUCGAAUAUGGCGAUGCUAUCAACGGGUUCAGGUUCGUUGGCCUCAAUCCGGAAGUCAAACGGUUCCACGAAAUUCUGGGGUCCAACCAGAAAUGUCCGUACGAUAAAGUAAAAUUUGAGUGCCUACAAGAAGGAAACGUCGAGCGAAAUAUCACAAGUUUCUGGUCGUCAGCUUCUGAUGUAAUAUGUGCGCCUUUGAUGGGAGUGUACCCUCUGGAGACGGUUGAAAUUGAUGAUAUCACGAAAGAAGGAAUCAUCACUUUCUAUGAGGAGAGUUCAAAGCUACUCAAUGAGCCAGUCAGAGAACUUUACCGCCAGCAGCGUAUUGCAUGGCAUCCUGACAAAAUGUUACGACGAUUCCAGAAUCCAGAUGCAGUGGUAAAAGCUAAAAUCACCAAAAUAUUCCAGUUAAUUAACAACUUGUGGGAGCCGAAAUGA
Messenger RNA from Lachancea mirantina, 759 nucleotides. The record is from the annotation of a GenBank genome assembly. NCBI's taxonomy places the organism in Eukaryota, Fungi, Ascomycota, Saccharomycetes, Saccharomycetales, Saccharomycetaceae.